GGCGGAUGUGCUCUUGUCGAUUUCCACAUACAAACUCACCUCACUGGGCAUGCGAAAGAGCCCAGAACUAAUGAGACGAAUGUGACGGAGAUCAAGUAUACGUGUGCAAGUGGAAGGUUUUCUUGGAGGAAUUUUGAUUUCUCUUACAAGAAUCGCAACUCGCUAGCAUCCGCAGAAAGCAAAUCCACGCGCUCUAUGGUUGCCAAACACCGUUUCUUUAUUCUUUCGUUACUGUAGCAUCAGCGACGAAUGAAACUCAUGUUUUCCGACGACUGGGUCCGCCACACGACCAUAACGAACGACAAAGGACGAGUCAUGUACAAAGUGACCACUCCAUUCAAGUCGUUAUGGUCACCGCGUACUUCAACUGUUUGGAAGGCGAUGCGAAAUAAUGCAUGCUUGCCCACAGGUUGUAAGGACGACGACGCGCUCGAACGACGCAUGGAGGAUAGCGGCUUUUUUCGCCUAGGCGAAAUUGAAUGGCAUUGCAUGACAGCUUCGCGCUUGCGAUGGUUCGGGGGUGCAGGAGGAAGUGGGUUCAGUGUGGGCGAGGUUGAGGCAAACAAGGCCGUUCCCGCACGGGGCAUCUUCAAAAGGAAACGCUUCUUCACGGCUCCUGACGGAGACACCUAUCACUGGAACCUGGGGAUGAUGAAAAGCACGCUCUUUCGCAGUAACCUUGAUCGUUCCCAGACACCUGUCGCGCAGUAUUAUCGACGAACCAACUUUUUCUUUCCGAUCGAUAACCCGAAAAAGGGUUAUUUGGAGGUAACUCUCCCUCCUUCACGCGACAUCAUCUGCAAGACGAAUUGGGACGUCCUCAGUUGGUCUGAAGGAUGGUCUGAUUGUCGCAUGGAAAAUGAGGCAUUGUAUGAAACACACGGCCUAACUCGAGAGUCAGCAGUAGAUGCCAGUAUGCUUGAUUUGAUAGUCUUCACCUACAUAUACGCUGAAAAGCUCAGGAAGGACGGGGAACACUGGAUUGAGAGGAAGGACCUAGCGAUGUGGUGGAAAAGUGGUUGAUCAACUA
Suillus clintonianus is the source of this 1030-nucleotide messenger RNA. RefSeq lists its product as uncharacterized. NCBI's taxonomy places the organism in Eukaryota, Fungi, Basidiomycota, Agaricomycetes, Boletales, Suillaceae. The record is from RefSeq and is a predicted model, not a curated record. The annotation marks the transcript as partial. The transcript is spliced from 4 exons.